Molecule: messenger RNA, 950 nt
Organism: Castor canadensis (American beaver)
Lineage: Eukaryota; Metazoa; Chordata; Mammalia; Rodentia; Castoridae
Source: RefSeq, a predicted model, not a curated record
AUGAUUAAGAAAAUCAAUGGAAUCGAGCCCAGGAGUAUGAAGAAAAGAACAUCAAAGAAAAACCACAUUUCAUGGAUCGCACACGUCUGCAAUUACAAAUGCUAUAUUACCUUCCUUACUGGAUGCUACAGUUGCCACUGGAAAUUCAAACAGUGGGAAAAAACAGAGCUUGGAUCCUGCUGCUGCUCUCGGGUAGAACAGUUUUUUUAUGUAUGCCUGGUGAGUUCAUUUAUCCUGUCUUCACUUUUGCUGUUCUUGUGGAUAGAAACCUCCAACGAAUACUUUGACUUAGACUGGGUCGCUUAUUUAGGAACAAGACGGUGGUUCUUCUGGUCCAUUUUUUUGCUGAGUUUCAUUGGGACCAUGACUCUCUACACUCUUUUGCUGUUGAUAGUUGGAAUUUUGUUGCUUUGGGAAAGAAUUGAACUCUACUUGCAUACAUGUCAUAAGGUGCUGAUUAUGCUAGUGAUUCCUAUAUGCAUCUUUUUUAUGGUCGUUAUAUGCAAAUUCUGGAGAGACAAGUGGUUGAUAGCUGGGCUGUCCCUGAAGAUCUUUUCUCCCUAUGUGCACCUGUGCAGCAUAACUGUGAUGACUAUCAUUUCCUGGCCUCUGGCCUUCUGUGUGGCCCAUUUGGAAGCCGAAGUUAGAAUAAGAAGAUUCAAGUUGACAUGUUAUGAGAAAGAUAUACUUGAGGAACAAAAUACAAUCAAAAGGUUAAAAGCUCUACAACUGGCUGCUGGAUUGCCCUUUCUUCUUAUCCUUUUAUGUCUCUAUUUGAUGCCACUGGGGAUUUAUUCUCCCUGCAUUCAGAAGAAGGAGGAUUUGGGGCCUAAGCCCGUCUUCUUUGGACACAGAGGUGCACCCAUGUUAGCACCAGAGAACACCAUGAUGUCCUUUGAGAAGGCUGUUGAACAUAAGGCCUAUGGACUGGAGACUGAUGUAUACUUAAG